AAUAUAAAUAGAUAAAAAAUGUUUUAUUGCCUGUUUUCGUUAGUCGUUUUAACUAUUUGAUAUUUGACAUCCCUCAAAGGCAUUAUUACUAAUCCACUAAAAACAUUGUGAGCUGGCAACUCUGCGGUUGAGCCAGCUGAUAUUGCAUUUCAUUUGCUUUUCUGUUUAUUUAAACAAAAUUACCUUGUACAAUUUAUUAGUUCUAUUUAUUAAGUGCAUAAAUAAAGUUAAAUUCGCAUUUUGCGUGCUUUGAAAGGAGCCUAGGCCGAGGAAGUGAUAAGCUAAGAAUGUUUCGCACAAGCAAUUCACGUAGCGUUAGUAGAGCCGUUGUAGACGAUUAUAGUGAUGCAGGCUUGGCACGCAAUUAUGCUGCGGAAGAUUGUGCUGAUGACGACAUAGAUUUUCACAGAGAUUUUGCUCGUAAUCGUAGAGCGGUAAGCGCGACCAAUAUAUACAGUAAUGAAGAUAGCGAUGAAUUAGACACAAAUGAGGGCAGUUCUGCUGAUACGCCUCUAAUUAGAGAAGUUGAAGAUGAUGGUACCUUUCCAAAAGCUCGGCAUAUUUUUGGAUUUAUGGGCUUCCUUGGUUUUGCCGUAGUUUACGCCAUGCGCGUUAAUUUGUCCGUAGCUAUAGUUGCCAUGGUGAACCAAACAGCCAUUCCUGAAGACAAUUCCACUAGUGUAGAUGAUACUUGCCCAGUUCCAAAGCCAACGAAUAAUACAACACCCACUAAGGAGGGAGAAUUCGUAUGGGAUGAGGCCACCCAAGGUCUUGUAUUGGGUUCAUUUUUUUACGGAUACGUGCUGACGCAAGUCCCAGGUGGUCGCCUAGCAGAGCUGAUGGGAGGAAAGCUGAUUUAUGGCUUUGGUGUGCUUAUUACAGCAAUUUUUACUCUCCUAACACCAAUCGCUGCGUACUGGGAUUUGCCUAUGUUGGUACUUGUACGAGUGUUAGAAGGCAUGGGUGAAGGUGUUACCUACCCAGCCAUGCAUGCCAUGUUGGCUCACUGGAUACCACCAUUAGAGCGCAACAAAUUUGCAGCUAUCGUAUACGCAGGAUCUAAUAUCGGCACAGUAAUCUCAAUGCCAUUAGCAGGAUGGCUGUGCUCUUUGGAUUUUCUUGGAGGUUGGCCAUCAGCAUUUUACAUAUUUGGUUUGCUGGGUAUAGUUUGGUUCGCAUUUUGGAUGUAUCUGGUGUAUGACAAACCAAGCGUACAUCCGCGCAUAUCUCUCAAAGAGCGAGACUACAUCGAACGGAGUUUACGUGCUAUGCAGCCUCGAAAUAACAGCGAUUUACUAUCUGAAUCUGAUGUGGAUGUCAUACACACAGCUGCUGAGGAAAUACCGUGGCGUUCAAUCUUCACCUCGCUACCAUUGUGGGCAAUUUUAAUUACACAAUGUGGUCAGAGUUGGGCCUUUUACACGCAACUCACAGAAUUGCCCACAUACAUGAGCAAUAUACUCCAUUUUGAUAUCCAAUCAAAUGCAGUACUAAACGCCAUACCAUACUUUACAAGCUGGAUAGUGGGUAUUGUAUGUUCAGGAUUGGCGGAUUGGAUGCUGGAACGGCGCUACAUUUCUCAGCUAAACUCGUAUAAAUUAUGGAAUUCGAUAGCUUCCAUUAUACCAUCGAUAGGACUUCUAGCCACCGCUUAUGUUGGUUGCAGUUGGAUUUGGGUUACCGUGAUGCUGGCCGGUGUUGGUUCCUUUGGCGGCGCUGUGUACGCUGGUAAUCAAAUGAAUCACAUCGCUUUAAGUCCCCGUUACGCAGGCACUAUGUAUGGUCUUACGAAUUCUGCUGCAAACAUAUGUGGAUUCUUAGCGCCCUAUGUGAUAGGGCUUAUCAUAAAUCAUCAUGAAACCUUGGCACAAUGGCGUAUUGUAUUCUGGCUGGCUGCGGCAGUAAAUAUUGGUGGUAAUUUCAUGUAUUUAAUAUUUGCCAGCGCCACAGAACAGAGUUGGUCCCGUAUUCCACAUCUAGCUGCAGUAAGCCAUGUGCGCUCUUAAAAAGCCGAUUUGGGCCCGGAAAUUCACAACAGUGGAAAUAUUAAACGAAUGGAUGCUAUUAUAUCCGAAUACCUAUGUAUGUACGCAAACGUGUGAUAAUUUAGUGUUUCUAUUUUGAACAAUGGAAUUGAAUGAUGUAUGUUGUACGUAUGUAUGUACAUACAUACAUACAUACAUAUAUCAUAAGCUAGUGCGAGCAAGCAUUUAGGUAAAAACUCCUAAAAGUAUUUUAAAUAAUUACCAAUUGAAUGUAUGCAUUCCUAUAAUCAUGUAUGUAUGUAUGUACAUACAUCCAUAUACAAAUAUGUAUGUUCGUAUGUUACAAAUGUAAACUUUGUGGUGCAAUUUUACUCAAUAUUUUUUCAGUAGUAUGUAUGUAGACAUUUUAAACGAGAACAUUAUUUAUUCUGUUAAUAAAGUGCAUUUUUUAUACAA
Messenger RNA from Rhagoletis zephyria (snowberry fruit fly), 2441 nucleotides. RefSeq names its product major facilitator superfamily transporter 10 (gene MFS10). Gene Ontology annotation, cellular component: membrane. Gene Ontology annotation, biological process: monoatomic anion transport; transmembrane transport. NCBI's taxonomy places the organism in Eukaryota, Metazoa, Arthropoda, Insecta, Diptera, Tephritidae. The record is from RefSeq and is a predicted model, not a curated record. Gene Ontology annotation, molecular function: transmembrane transporter activity.